AUGAGGUUUAAAGCGGAGAUUAAAAAAUGUCGAGUGUUUGUGGAACUCAUUGGGAUGUUCUCUUCAUUGGGAUCACAAAUAGUCUUUGCAAUUGGUAAAGACGUGUUUUAUAUUGUUUACAAAGAUGCGACUACACAACUUUACUGUCUUGCAUCUCUUGAAGUUGAUAUUCUGUUCAACACAUUCGACUACGCAGCAAAGGCCGAUGACACGUUGUACCUCAUAGUGGAAUCAGACAGUCUCCAGAAAGUCAUGCAAAGUGUGAAAGAAGUUGAAACCUGUCUGAUCACACUUACGAAAAGUUCUGACACGAGUAGUCCAUGUCUUAAUUUUAAAACGACGGUCGACCAAAUCGAAGUCACACAAGAAGUGUUAGUGAGUAUCUGUAAAAACGCGGAAGAGCUUUACAAACAACCCACCGCUGAUGCACAGCCAGAUGUAUCGGGACAACUUCACUCUUUAAAAGCAAUGAAACAAGCCAUUGACAAGAUGUCUGAUCUCUCUGAAAAUGUCAUGUUUUCAACGUCCUCAAAAGGUGAUUUAAAGCUUUCGUGCGAGAGUCGACAAAGUAAAAUGGAAGUGAUUUUUUCCACAAAUGAGACUGAAAUUGAAGAGCCACUCUUUUGUUGCCAAAUACGCUCAAAACAUUUCAAGAAGUUCUUUACUCUUGAAAAAUUAGACCCAACCCAGAGUGAAUAUUUUUAUCAAAAUGGGUUGUACUUGAUUCUUAAAGCAACAAUCAGUGUCGGGACUGUCAUCCUUUACCUCCCCACCGUCCAGACGUCUUAA
Molecule: messenger RNA, 789 nt
Organism: Entamoeba invadens IP1
Lineage: Eukaryota; Evosea; Mastigamoebida; Endamoebidae
Exons: 3
Coding region: 1-789 (262 amino acids)
Biological process (GO): meiotic DNA integrity checkpoint signaling; mitotic DNA replication checkpoint signaling; double-strand break repair via homologous recombination
Cellular component (GO): checkpoint clamp complex; site of double-strand break
Source: RefSeq, a predicted model, not a curated record